This is a messenger RNA of Bactrocera oleae (olive fruit fly), 3017 nucleotides long. It is a transcript of the gene Rcc1, whose product is annotated as Regulator of chromosome condensation 1. The record is from RefSeq and is a predicted model, not a curated record. Gene Ontology annotation, cellular component: cytoplasm. Gene Ontology annotation, molecular function: guanyl-nucleotide exchange factor activity. Lineage: Eukaryota; Metazoa; Arthropoda; Insecta; Diptera; Tephritidae.
GCGUUACUUCCUCAAUUUCCUUAUUUAUCGAGUGUAUGAUGGUAUCCAAAUCUUGUCCAUCUGAAUCUUCAUCUAUUGUUGCAGACAUCCUUCAAUUAUUAUUGACGAUCUUGUGUUUUUAAAAACUUUCUUCACAGAGGUCGCCCGGAGUUUGGCGCGAUGUUAAGUACUUUUAUAAACUUUGAGCCUAUUUUUCAAGCGACACACAGCGGUCAGCAGCAAAGAUCCAUACAACGACGCUAGGCUUCGGUUGGUCGGACGGAAUGUCUGCCUUCUAUUGAUUUCUAUGGAGUUUACGAUGUGUAAUUAAUAACAAAUAGCCACAUUAAAAUCAGUGUGCGAUCAAACACAGUUCACAAAAUAUUAAUGUAUAUAAAAAAUAGUUCUUAAUUUUUCGCCGUCAGAGGAAAAAUGAGUGUUCACUUCAUUUUGACAGCUGUAGUUAAGUUUCAAUAAAAGAUGGCGUACGAACACUACAUAGUUGCACGCGGAUACAUACAAAUUGCUGAAAUUGUUUGAUCUAAUCUAAAUCUAGAUGAUUCCGUAUCUGUUAAAACAUUUCUAAUGUUUUAAUGUCAAUUAUUUUAAUGUCUAUUUAUGUUAAAAGGUUCAAAAUUCCUUAAAUUUUGCAAUAUCUUAUUAAAUAUUUCUAUUUUAGCUAAUGGCACUCUAUUACAAUAUUCAAAAAUUUGUAAUAGACAUUUUUUAUGCAACAACACUGACAACCCUGCCUUGCGAAAGUACCUGUGUAUGAAAAACAAAAGCAGCCGCAUUCCGAUUUUUUGCAACACCCGGCCGUUUGGCGUUUGCCGAUUGCUGUUUUACGUUUUCCGUUUUUCCCGCGCGUGUAGACUUAACGUUGAAAUUUAGAAAUACCUAAAUUGCAGUCUGCUGAGAUCGCCACAAGAAGUUGUUUGUAAUUUUAGAAUAUUUACUUGAAACAAACUAUCAACACACAACUCCGAUAUAGCAAAUAACCAAUUACCAAAAUUAUCUGAUUCAUUGCCGUGUCAACUUCAAAUUUUUUUUUAUUACUAAGGAGGCAGAAAUUUAAAGUAUUAAUCCAAGAUUUGGUUUAGUAAAAACUACACGGCGCUAGCAAACGUACUACACAUAUUAGUAAAAGAAAUAAAUAACCCAUAAAAAUGCCGCGAAUCGCAGUACGUAGAAAGGCCUCGACACCAAUCGGCAACAAUAACAAUGAAGAAUUAGAUGCUCCGAAACGUAAACUACAGCGUACCGUUUACCAAUUGCCAUUACCCGAGAGACCACACGUGGUGGGACGUGCUUUGGUAUGUGGACAAGGAGAUAUGGGCCAGUUGGGCCUAGGGGAUGAUGAGUCGAAAUUCGAGCGUAAAAGACCGGCUCUGGUGGAUUCUGUAGAAAAUGUUGUUGAUGUUAGAGCUGGUGGCAUGCAUAAUCUUCUAUUGACACAGGAGGGCACUGUUUACUCUUUCGGUUGUAAUGACGAAGGUGCAUUGGGACGUGAUAGCAGUGAAGAUGGUUCAGAAUUUGAACCGCAUCCAGUUGAACUACCAGGAAAAGUGCUAAAAAUAUCAACGGGUGAUUCACAUUCGGCCAGCUUGUUGGAAGAUGGUCGUGUAUUUGCAUGGGGUUCUUUUCGCGAUUCGCAUGGAAAUAUGGGUCUGACAUUGGAAGGAAAUAAAAGGCUGCCAAUCAAUGUUUUACCUGGAAUGGUAUGCUGCGACAUUGCAUCCGGCGCAGAUCAUUUAGUUAUACUUACAUGCAGCGGCAAAGUAUUCACCGUAGGCUGUGCUGAACAAGGUCAAUUGGGACGCGUGUCUUUGCGGUCGGCGACUGGAGAAAGUCGUCGUGGCAAAACCGAGCUGCUUUGUCCAGGUGAAGUCGUAAUAAAACGUGGUAAACCUGUCGAAGCUAUUUGGGCCACGAAUUACUGUACAUUUUUGCGCGAGUCACAGACCUCUAAAAUUUGGGCUUUCGGCCUGAACAAUUACAAGCAGCUGGCCUAUGCCAAAGAUCUUGCAACUAUUUUAAAUCCAGUAGAUACAAAAUUCGAGAACGUUAAACAAAUUGCCGGUGGACAGCAUCACACAUUAGUACUUAAAAAUGAUGGCUCCUGCUAUUCUAUUGGACGCAGUGACUACGGUCGGCUUGGACUGGGAACCUUAAAUGGUGAUAUCACAGAAUUACAACCAAUCAAAGGAUUGUCCGAUAAGUUCGUAGUUUGUGUGUCUUGUGGUGAAGCGCAAUCAUUUGCGUUAACCGAUGACGGUAAACUCUAUUCAUGGGGCAUGGGUUCUAAUUACCAAUUGGGUACGGGGUCUGAUGACGACGCAUUGGAGCCCGUACAAAUCAUUAGUAAACAAACUGAAGGCAAACGUAUUAUACGUGUCUCCAGUGGAGGGCAACACAGUAUAUUUUUGGUUGAAAACGAAGUACAGCCAGCUAAAACGGAUAAAAUUGGCAAAGCAACAGUUACAAAGAAAGCAUCAGCAGUAGCAGCUAAUAAAGAGAAAGAAACUAAACACAAAGCUAUCACAGAGGAGCAGCAACCAGCAGAUUCUAGAGAAGAUGUAGCAACAAAUGGCGACACAAAAAUGGAGGAAACCGACGGCGAAAGUACUAAGGAGGUGGAGCAAAAGGAGACUGCUGAAACUGGGAAAGGUGCUGCUAAGCGUGGACGUAAAAAGAAAUAAGCAACUAUUAGAAAGACUCCCAAGAAUACAAAUCAUUUAUAAGUAAUUUGUUUCUUGUAUAUUUUUAUAUAAUUAUUAAUAUUCCGUCUGUUGACUGUUAAUAAAAUAGAACGUUAAUUAAUUAGUUAUUGACUAGAGUGCACACACACUUACGAACUAGUGUGCGACUCUCUAUAUUAUUGUUUAUAAAUUGGUAUAUAAAUUGAUUGAUUCUCUUACAAUUAUGUAAUUGAACAUAAUUUAUUUCGAAGAACAAUAUACACUUUUUGUACUACACGUACAUCUCAUAUAUAGUUCAUUUGGGGUUCUUAAUAAAGCAUGAAUAAAAAAAAAUUGAAA